AUGUCGCCUGCGCUCAGCAUGGACUUUUACCCCAAGACCAUGGCCCCACCGGUGCCCCCGCACAACCCCGGAGCCGCUCACACGGGACAGGCCCAGGAGAGGCUGCUCAAGUGCGUGCUGCUGGGAGACGGAGCCGUAGGAAAGACCAGCCUGGUGGUCAGCUACACCACCAAUGGAUAUCCGACCAAAUAUGUGCCCACUGCAUUUGACGACUUCUCUGCUGUGGUUCAAGUGGAUGGACAACCAGUCAGGCUGCAACUGUGUGACACUGCUGGACAGGAUGAAUUUGACAAACUGCGACACUUCUGCUACAGCCGCACCGAUGCCUUGCUCCUGUGCUUCAGCGUGGUCAGCCCCGCCUCCUUCCAGAACGUCUGGGAGAAGUGGGUGCCCGAGAUCCGCCGCAGAUGCCCCCUCGCCCCCGUGCUCCUGGUGGGCACCCAAUGCGACCUGCGGCAGGAUGUGAAGGUGCUGAUCGAGCUGUCCCGCCGCAGGGAGAGGCCCGUGGAGGAGGAGGACGCCCGGGCGCUGGCGGAUAAAAUAGGAGCCGUGAUGUACGUGGAGUGCUCGGCUCUCACCCAAAAGAAUCUUAAGGAGGUGUUUGAUGCAGCCAUAGCGGUGGGGCUACGGCAGUCUGACAGGAGGGCGCGGCGAGAGAGGAAAGUGCGCAGUACGGCUGAUAAGAUGAAGAUGCUCUCGAAAUCCUGGUGGAAGAAAUAUGUGUGUGUCCAGUGA
This is a messenger RNA of Knipowitschia caucasica, 735 nucleotides long. Lineage: Eukaryota; Metazoa; Chordata; Actinopteri; Gobiiformes; Gobiidae. The record is from the annotation of a GenBank genome assembly.